AUGGGUUGCGUCUUUGGAAGACAUUGUGACCCUGGAGUUCCAGAUCCAUCGGUUCGCUACAAAUGGCAUGUUGAUUGCCUCAUUCUCGAUGAUGGUCAUAAUUCCGAGAUCCGACGGGGUGGAUUGGUGUACAUCCAGGACGAGGCAAUAAGAUAUCGUCCAAGAAGGUUUGACUGCUCGAAAAUUGGCGGCGCUUAUAGCGUUGAAAUCGCCAACGUGCAGAACACCAGCAAAGGAAAGACAUACACGGAUGAGCGUAGCCACCAGCAAAUCAAAAGAAACAUCAUCUGGAUUGAAGUACAUGAGAAUGACAUUAAUCAAACACUUGGAUUAGUGACGAUUGGAGAUGUCGAUAAGAUCUAUGACGACAUCUGCGACAUCAUUUCGAAGCAUCGCCAGAAGCCGAGAAUCGUUCAAUACAAUUCUGUGGACAUCGAUGGGGUUGAAAUCGAACCAAUGUAG
Caenorhabditis bovis is the source of this 462-nucleotide messenger RNA. NCBI's taxonomy places the organism in Eukaryota, Metazoa, Nematoda, Chromadorea, Rhabditida, Rhabditidae. The record is from the annotation of a GenBank genome assembly.